ACACCCGUGUCCCCUUAGACCAUCGACCAGUUCGAGUAUGAUGGCUGUGACAACUGUGAGACAUACCUGCAGAUGAAAGGCAACCGGGAGAUGGUCUAUGACUGCACCAGCUCCUCCUUCGAUGGGAUCAUAACCAUGAUGAGCCCUGAGGACAGCUGGGUCUCCAAGUGGCAGCGGAUCAGUACCUUCAAGCCAGGUGUCUACGCAGUGUCCGUGACUGGCCGCCUGCCCCAAGGGAUCGUCCGAGAGCUGAAGAGCCGUGGUGUGGCCUACAAGUCUCGGGACACGGCCAUAAAAACCUGAAGGGCCUGCCUGGAGAUCCCAGUGCUGUGUGGAAGAGGCAGUGGGCACUGCUCCAGAACAUCUGAGCUUUAUCCUGUAGGGAAGUGGGGCAGGACUUGGAGUGUGCUGGCUCAGCUCCCCUCACUCAGUACCUCCGGACUCUGCCACACCACAGACCACAGACAUUUAUCUGAGCCUUGACAGGGGGGAGGGUGUGACUGGAGCUAGCAAAGGGCAUUUAAUCAUGGUCCCCAGGCUUUUUUGCAGUUGGUGUGGGAAAGGGGGGAUUUGGGAAAUAGCUGUGCAAAUAGUUCAAUAAAACUCACUGCCUGGUCAAGGCUGG
Messenger RNA from Ficedula albicollis (Collared flycatcher), 625 nucleotides. RefSeq names its product SPT4 homolog, DSIF elongation factor subunit (gene SUPT4H1). The transcript is spliced from 4 exons. Bases 73 to 303 code for a protein of 76 amino acids. The record is from RefSeq and is a predicted model, not a curated record. Gene Ontology annotation, molecular function: zinc ion binding; RNA polymerase II complex binding. Gene Ontology annotation, biological process: mRNA processing; regulation of transcription elongation by RNA polymerase II; chromatin organization. Gene Ontology annotation, cellular component: DSIF complex; nucleus. Lineage: Eukaryota; Metazoa; Chordata; Aves; Passeriformes; Muscicapidae.